Notodromas monacha is the source of this 2475-nucleotide messenger RNA. The record is from the annotation of a GenBank genome assembly. Lineage: Eukaryota; Metazoa; Arthropoda; Ostracoda; Podocopida; Cyprididae.
AUUUGAUGUUUUCAGAACUGGCUGUGAUUAUAAACCCCAUUAAAAAUCGGCGUUUAUAACGACAAGACUUCCCGGCGAUAAUUAAAAAAAAAAGACCGAGUGACUCAGGCCAAGAAAAGCGAAAGUACCCACGAGGCAGACAUAACCGAAAACAGAAACCAAAACAAGAAAGGGAAACAAAGACAGAGGAGAAUUGACGAUUUCCGGGGGGCGGCGGCGGAGCAGUUUUUAUGCGAGUGCAUGGAAUGACUUCGAUGGAGAACGACAGUCAGUCGACGAUGAGAAGUGAGACGCAGGGCAGUGGUGGCGGCGGCGGGACGACGGCUGCUUCGGGUGUGGAGCCUGGGGACAUGCCUGGCUACUUGAAGGACUUGGAGAAGGAGCUCGGUGUGCUGGAGGAGAGCGGCAAUUGUCCCCUCGCUCUGGCGUAUAUUCGACGAGAGAUUGAGAAGGUGAACAACAAAACCCGUGAUCCCCCGCCAGUUGUGGACAUCACCAAAGACGUGCCGAUUGCCAUAAGUUGCAGGGUACCCCUUCCAGUUAAAGAGUACCCGAAGUUUAAUUUCGUUGGAAAACUGUUGGGUCCCCGCGGGAACUCGUUGAAGCGCUUGCAGGAAAGCACUAUGAGCAGGAUGAUGGUUUGCGGUCGGGGCUCGAUGCGAGACAAGAACAAGGAAGAAGAAUUGCGCACGUCGAACGACCCCAAGUUUGCGCACCUGAAGGCUGACCCGUACUUGGACAUUGUUGUGCGCGCGCCACCUGCCGAGGCAUACGCGAGACUCGCACAUGCUUUGACUGAGAUCCGGCCUUAUUUGACUCCUAGCAAGAACGACGCAAUUUCCAUGUCGCAAAUGCGGGAAAUGGAGGGCCUGAACCUCGGCGGCGUGGACCGAAGCUCCAACUGGCAGAUGGGUGGCUACCCGAAUUCGCAGCGUGCCGGCGGGCCCAUGGGCAUGCGGAACGGGCCAGGAUCUGGCCCAUUCGGCGACGGUGGACCAAAUGGACCCCCCGGACCGCCUAACUACCGAUCCUCGUAUCCUCCUCCCGCGGGCGGUAACUACAGUGGCCCGGGCUACGGCGCUGGGCCAGGUUAUGGCGGUGGGCCAGGUGGAUUCGGCGGUGGCCCGAGCGGAUUUGGAGGACCCGGAGCCGGCAAUGCAAAUCCCGGUGGAUUCGGCGGCUAUGGCCCGGGUUCCAACAGCUCCGGCGGUUUCGGCGCUGGUGGUUCCGGGCGUACCGGCGGUAAUCAGGGUUACUACGGUGGAGGCGGCGGCGGCGUUGGCGGACGAUCGGGGCCUGCGGGUGGCGGCUGCGGCCAAGGCUACCGUUUUUUUGACAGCAUUUCCGAUUCUUACCUUCUGAAGAGCAAAACUGGGGACUUUUUGGGAAUUGUAUUGGACAAGGGGACAGAGAAAGAAAGACUCUUAAUGUUGUUGUCCCGUGCCGAGGCUGGUGGACGCCGCGCGACGAACGAAGGCCGCACCGAGCGGCGGAAUUUCGCGCUUCUGUUCGGAACACGAGGGUUCGAGUUGUGGGGGAGGAGGCAGGAGAAGCGUGUCAAGGUCGAGUUUCGCCGUUCUGUUUCUCCGCCUUGGUCUCGUUUCCUCGAUGAGCUCCGACGUGAUUUGACUCUAGAUUUCACUAUUCGUCGAUUUUUCUUGCGAUGUGCCGUGCGAAUUGACCUAUUGCUGGUAUUCCCGAAAUCUGGAAUAGCCUUCGAGAUUCCCGGCCACCAGUUGAAGUUUCAUGGACUUCAGGAAGAACGAGGAUACGAUCUUCAGUCAGAUUUCAGGUGCCUCCGAUUGACUUGCGAAUUUCGUUCGGAAGACUUCGGGUGCAUCAAGAUGAUGGGAUUGGGAUCUGGAUCUGUUCGCGUACACUUAUACCUACUGGUUCCGGAUCAGGUCGAUGAUUUUCGGAAUCACUACCGAACGAGGGUAGAAAUGAAACCCUACCGCGCCGAAGGACUUCCCCAAACGAGGGUAGACAAGAAACCCUACCCCAGGGUAGACAUGAAACCCUACCCCGCCGAAGGACUCCCCCAAACGAGGGUAGACAUGAAACCCUACCUCCCAUUCAUUGGCGGUAGCAUGGCGAGAUACCCCUCACGAUCGAACGAUCGUGUCCCUCUUGCCAAUGACUCUGCCCGUGAAUGGGGGUUCACCCACCCAAGAAGAACCCCCCAUUCAUUGGCGGCAGAAUGACGAGAGACCCUUCACGAUCGAACGAUCGUGUCCCCCUCGGCAUGAUGCUGUCCGUGAAUGGGGGUUUUUUUUUUGGGUGGGUUGAAAAAUAUUGCAAUUAUAAUCUCGCCUGUCAAAGUGUCGAAGAAGGGGAAAAAAUUUACAAAUUAUUGAAAGGAAAUGCCAACCACAAAUUAGAUUUCUUCUUGCUUCAAAAUUAUUAUAAUUAUUAUACUUCAAAACUGUUGAUGUUGUUAUACUAUGCUGAGGCUAAUAAAACGAAUUCGACAAU